AAACAUGUUGUUUAAAACUGUGGUGCAGUCGUCUGAACACAGUGAGAUAACUGACAUCAACAUGGCUGAGUUUGGAGAGAUCCUGCAGAACAUUGGAGAAUUUGGAUUAUUCCAAAAGCUCAUUCUGGUUUCCCUUUGCGGUCCAAAUUUCAUUCAGAAUUUUCUUUUGGCAAGCCUUCUUUUUAUCCAGUCUGAUCCAGAGCGACACUGUAACACAGACUGGAUCCUUCAGGCUGACUCUAACCUGACCACAGAUGAGCAGCUGAACCUGACUCUGCCCCGGGAGGAGGAUGGGACCUUCAGCAGGUGUCAGAUGUUUGUUCCUGUGGACUGGGACAUUGGAGACAUCAGGGAGUACGGACUCAAUGAGACCACAGGGUGCCACAAUGGAUGGGUCUAUGGCAACAGCCUGUAUGAGGCCACCAUAGUCACUGAUUUUGAUCUUGUUUGUGACAAAGCUAAGUUGGUGGAAACGAUUCAAGCUGUGUUCUUGGGCGGUUCUGCUGUUGGUGUUUUAAUAUUUGGACCUUUUGCUGAAUCGUUUGGCCGCAAACGAGUAACUCAGGCUGGAGCAGUUAUAGCAUUCAUAUUUUGUGUAACUACAGCGCUAUGUCCCAAUGUUUACUUAUAUAUAGCAUCACAGUUCUUGUUGACACUUGGAUUUGGAGGAUAUCGACUCAACUGUAUCAUAUUGGUUACUGAGUGGAUCGGGCCAUCCAAAAGAUCAUGGGGAUCAUGUGUGGCUUUGCUAUGUGUUGCAAUCGGGCAGUGCAUCCUCGCUGGUGUGGCCUACGCCAUCCGACACUGGAGACUAACUCAACUAAUCACAGCAGUUCCACUUGCAGUACUUGCCAGCUCCGUAUGGUUUAUUCCGGAGUCAGCUCGAUGGCUGUUAAGCAGAGGAAGGACAGAAGAGGCGAAACAGUUGAUUGUCAAGGCAGCAACCAUCAACAAACGCACUGUUCCAGACUCUCUUUUGGAAAAGAUUGUAAUAAAUGAUGCUGUGCAAAAAGGAGGUAUAAAAAUCAUUUUCAGAUCUUCUAUCCUGACCAGAUAUUUGUUCAUUGUUGGAUUGGCAUGGUUUUCAAUGACCCUUGGCUACUUCUCCCUGUACUUCAAUAUGGAAACAUUUGGAUUGAGCAUCUUCUUGACACAGCUAUUGUUUGGUGCAAUUGAAAUACCAGCUAAUUUACUCGCAGUGUGGCUGUUGGAGGUUAUUGGGAGAAGAAUAUCAUACAUAUCCACACUUUUGGCAGGAGGACUUGCUUCAAUAUUAAUGCUAGCUGUUCCUGAAGGACAUGCCAUUGCUUUGACAUCUUUAGCUGUUGCAGCUCGUUUUUUUUUUGUCUGGGCUGGAUCUGUAGCUGUUGUCUUUACGCAGGAGCUGUUUCCGACAUCUGUUCGACAAUCAGCCACAGCUUUAGCAGUCAUGUCAGGAAGACUAGGUGCACUACUGGCUCCACUGCUCAACAUCUUGUCCAUCUACCACUGGUCCAUACCCAUCACAGUCCUCAGCAGCUUGACCCUGAUUAGUGGAGCGCUCGGCUUCCUGCUUCCUGAGACCAGGAGAAAAGAGCUUCCUGAGUCCACUGAGGAGGCUGAGAACAACAGAAAUGUGACCUCCACAAAAACAGAAAGUCUCGAGCAAGAAUCAACCAAGUUGUAGACAUGUGUCUGAUGAUUUAUUUCAUUAAAAGUAUGUAAUGCUUUUGCUUAAAAUAAUACAUCACUCAUCACUAACUGUACAUAAGUGCAGGGACUGCCCAUUGAGUCUCACCUAGAUAAUUAAAUCCUUUAAAAAUCAGAUUUUGGACGACAUGACUGUUUGUCUGACAAGGCCGGAUAAAAUAUAUUUUUUAAAUAUAUAGAAAAAAGUGAUCAGAAUCAGAAAGCCUUUAUUGUCAUUGCCCAGGGUAGUACAACAAAAUUUGCCAUCAACCCGUCCAAAACAUAUAAACAAACACAAACAAUAUGACAGAGGUGAACAGGACAGGAAGACAGAGAUAAGGAGAAAGAAAUACAACACAACACGAGGGGAUGAAAGGAGGAAAAAAUCAUCACUGCAGCAAGGCAUUGAGUCAGGGCUGUUUGGUGGGAGGCCAGAUAAGAUUGGAAUUUGGGCUGUAGGCGAAAGUGGCUGCAAUUUUCUGCUACUCAUCUUGUCGAUAAUGUCCAUACUGACUCCCGGAUCGAUCCAGUCGCUUUUCCAGAGCCGUCAGUCGCUCCUUGAUUUAAUCCAAAGUGCGGUUUGUUUCUGUGUAUCUCGAUAAACCAGAGCAAUGCCUAAUCCAAUCAGCAAAAGACCUGUUAUCAAGGUUCCGAAAAGAUAGAAAUCUUCGAUGUCCUCUACGGAGAGAGCCGCCAGGCACACGACACGCCACCUCUCCCACGCGUCCAUUGUGUAGCCAGCUACAAACGUCCCGUCAGGGCAGGGGGGUUCCCCCGAACCCCGGCUUCUCAUCGAGAAGAUGGUGUCAAUUGAGUUGAGAGCCCAGGGGCCUCAUGUAUCAAAGAGUGCGUAGCUUUCAAAGAAAGAUGGCGUACUCCCAAAACUAGAAAAGUACGUAUGCAAAGUCACUUCCACAUGUAUCAAACUGUGUUUACGCCAGGUUCAGUGCACCUUUCCUUGAUACAUCCCAACCAGCGGGGAACUGAGCGCACAUGCACGAGCCACCAACCACGCCCCGGCUCCUCCAGAAAAUGAAUACGCAGAUGACAUGCAAAUGACUAGAAAUCUCCGGCAUGCCUGCUGAUUAUCGACAAAACAAUGGCAAAUCAACUUACUGCCACUGCGCGUGAGGUGGACGUGGUGAUCUCCGGGUUGGAGGCAGGAAAAAUUAGCUUUUUAGUGCCUCAGCUCUGGGAUCAGCAACAAGGUUGUUAACGCAGCCGGAUCAGAGACCUGCACCAUGGCAGAAGUGUCCCUCAACACACGAUCUUUCUAAACGCCAAUGUUAUUGAAUUUAGUCAGAGCCGUUAGAGCUGCCAGUGCGUAAUGCUGCCAAAAUAAUUUUUACGCAUCAGUUUAUAAGCCACACUUAACUUGUUGUCCCGAUUAAACAUGACAUACGGGAUCAAAUAUCCACCACACCUGAGUUAUUCUGAAAGGAUUUCCCACACACAUUUUUUCUCCGGGGAGAGGAAUCUGUGCGUCAUGGAUCGCUGUGCACCUGCAACAUCUCCAUGUUAAACCAAAGGGGAAGCGGUCAGCGAUCGGCACUUUGACACAAUAAUUAAGGCAGGUUAUCUGUGAAAAGUGUGAGCGCUCCAUAAUCAGAAUCACAAGACCUUUAUUGAUCUCCGGAGGGAAAUUCGGUACAUAGCAAACGUAAACUCUUAAAAACCUCAUAAUGUUGUGAUAUUAAAGGUCCCCUGUCGUGAAAAAUGUGUUUUUUCUGGCCUAUACAUAUAUUCUUUAGUCAUCCAUCAGCCAACUGAGAGUGUCAAAAGCUAAAGCCUCUGAAUUGUCUUGUGGGUGGGCCAUGGGGGCUGUAGGGCCUCCUAUAGGCCGUUUGGAUUUGCCUCCCAUUUGUGCGUACAUACAGGUAAUAUGGAGAUUGAAACACACCAACAUAUCUAAACAUGUACCCUCUAAACCAGGGGUGUCCAACUUAUCCAAGACAGGGCUUGUGUGGCUGCAGGAUUUCAUUUCCACAAAGCGGAAGCACACUUGACUCGUUCGACCACCAUAAAUGUCUUCACUCAGUUAAUUUGUUGAAUCAGGUGUGCUCUUGCUUGUUAGCAACAAAAUCCUUCAGCCUCACCAGUCCCGUAUUGGAUCAGUUUGACACCCCUGGUUUUAAUUGUGGGACUAUAUAACAUUACAACAUACUGUCACUGAAUUCCAUACAGGCACUUUGUUCAUGCCUAUUGCAAUAAAGGAGCUGUUGUUUAUCUUGUGGUUACUGUGGUCUUCACAUUUAAUUUACAGUGAUGCAUAAUGAAAAUAGAUACAAAACUGUGUACUUUUCUACAUAGUGAUAACAUAACACAAGCAUAUGUUUUACUCACAUUCACUGGCAUGUACAGUAUAAUUAAAGUCAUGUUGACAAUAUCAUUAUUUGGCAAAAAUUAUCCUUUGAUGCAAAAGAUACUUACUGCGCUAAACCUCUCGUCAGCUUUAUUAAUGUUCAUUGCAUUCAUCACAAAAUUACCAAAACAAGACACAAAAUUACCCAAAAAAGUAAUUAAAGGGACCUUCCACACACAACAAGGUAAAGUGCCAUUCAUAUAAAACUCACAUUAAACUUUCAUAUCAAGGUGAGGGCCACAAAAUAUCGUCACGAGGGCCGUAAUUGGCCCGUGGGCCGCAAGUUUGAGACCCAUGCUCUAACCCCAGUUAGAGUAAAAUAGAAGAUACGGCAUGUGUCAUUAUAGAACUUUUACCCUUUCACCUUGUGUUUUCACUUCGUAAAAGUUAAUUUUAACAAUUUGGUCAAUGUCUUGUUUAGUGUUCAGUUGGCCUAAAAGACGCAAUUUUCCCGUGCCUUCUGAACUUAAUGAGCAUGUGUCUUAUGCUGUUGACUUUUUUUUUUUUUAUUAUAUUUUUUUAGAGAAUUGUAUGCACCUAU
This is a messenger RNA of Centropristis striata (black sea bass), 4571 nucleotides long. RefSeq names its product solute carrier family 22 member 13-like. Gene Ontology annotation, molecular function: transmembrane transporter activity. NCBI's taxonomy places the organism in Eukaryota, Metazoa, Chordata, Actinopteri, Perciformes, Serranidae. Gene Ontology annotation, biological process: transmembrane transport. The record is from RefSeq and is a predicted model, not a curated record. Gene Ontology annotation, cellular component: membrane. The transcript is spliced from 10 exons. Bases 5 to 1666 code for a protein of 553 amino acids.